Molecule: messenger RNA, 2848 nt
Organism: Thamnophis sirtalis
Lineage: Eukaryota; Metazoa; Chordata; Lepidosauria; Squamata; Natricidae
Gene: BLVRA
Product: biliverdin reductase A
Biological process (GO): heme catabolic process
Cellular component (GO): cytoplasm
Molecular function (GO): nucleotide binding; zinc ion binding; biliverdin reductase [NAD(P)H] activity
Source: RefSeq, a predicted model, not a curated record
ACUAUACUUAAAAGUAUUCUUGAACUGAUAUAGAAUAUUUGGACAGAAGUGGUAAUAAGAUAGAGGAAUCUAGUAGUGAGAGUGUUACAUAAAGCAUAUUACGGUUGGGUGACAACUGGGGGGCAAUAGUGGAAUAUUUGGGAGUGUGUUGUGAAGUUAUUGUCUAUUCUAUGUGUUAAUAUUGAAAGAUGAAGAAAACUACUUCGACUCCCUCCUAAGCAACACCAUCUGCUGCCCCAAGUCCAGAAAGCCAGAGAUCCUUGAUACUUUUCUGGUGCAGGAAAUAAAUGCAAUACAGGUGGAAACAAAAGCAAUGUUCCAAUCAAUACAGGAGUCAAUAACCAAACUACAUGAAAGAAUACAAAAAAUGGAUGAUAAAGUGGAAAAUAUCUGAUAAAGAAUUAUAAAGAAUGAAGAAAGAAUUUAAAAAGUAGAGGAAAAAUCAGAACAGAGAAAAAGGUGCUGAAAUGUUUGGAGCGGUUGCAGGGGGGGUGUAGGCGCCAGUUAGAAGAGAUGCUAAAUUCACGCCCGCGUCCCCACCACUUCCCGUCAUUUCCUUCCGUCGAAGGCGUGUGACACAACAAGCUGCAAAGCUGCCAACACGCCAGAAGGUCUUUAUUGCCGUUACAGUGAUGGUAUUAUUUGGAAGGUAAACCAGAAGAGAAGAAGGUGAGGAAGGUCGGGGCCAAAAAUGGCGGCCGCUGGGGGAGAUGUUCAUCCAAUCCCCAGGUGCACCGCCUAUCCAAACUGGUGGCGCCAAAAGUAGAAUUGUCCAAAAAGUGGAGCUGUCAAUGGCGGUCCCCCUGAGGUAGCAGCAGAUGACAGUGGCUGCACUGACUGCAGUAAAACACGUAGAGUGUCGGGCAGCACAAAGCCCCGCAGCAGCGACAGCAAGACAGAAAGGAGGCUGCGCCAAGAAGUACCAAGAAGGAGGGGGGACCUAGAAGAGCUGCGGUGGCGACAGAGAACCAGCCGCCCAGUCCCAGCGCACAUCGUUGCAAAAACUCACCACUACCCUCCUUGGGGCGAGGCACAAACCGCCGCGCCGGCACAGCCCAGCACAAGUCCAUCGUCUCCCCCGGCAGCGAGGCCAAGAGUGCUCGCCAUCCGUGCAACACCACCGUCACCUCUGUCGCCAGCCAGCACAGGAGCACAGAAACCGCUGAAGGUGGCAACACCGUCCAGGAGCCGCCCGUCCUCCAGGAAAGGCAUAUUUUGUGACCUGCUUACAUCAAUUCAAAAGAAGAUCCCACCGUAUUUGUCCCAGAAUUGGCAAUGUUUGGGACAGUAGUGACUGGAAUUGGAAUUGCUGGAUCUGUACGAAUCAGAGAUUUGCUAAAUCCUUUGCCUUCCAGUCCUGUUGAGCAUCUUAAAUUAUUGGGAUUCGUUUCUAGAAGAUUUCUAGGUGAAGUUUAUCAAGUCAAGCAAAUUAGUCUGCAAGAAGCUCUAGACAAUCCAGAAGUCCAUGCUGCCAUCAUCAGUACAGAUAACCAAAACCACAGUGAGAGUGUAAGGACAUUUCUAGAGGCUGGCAAGCAUGUCCUUGUUGAGUACCCUUUGGCGUUGUCUGUAAAAAUAGCUCAUGAACUUUGGGAGUUGGCAGAGUUGAAAGGCAAGAUCCUCCACGUGGAACAUAUUGAACUACUAUCAGAGGAAUACAAACAACUGAAAAAAGAGGUAUCAGGAAAAGAGCUUGUGAAGGGAACAUUACAUUUCACAGGGGGUCCAUUGGAUGAAAGAUAUUCAGGAUUCCCAUCUUUCAGUGGCAUUGCUCGCCUCACAUGGUUGGUGGAUCUUUUUGGAGAUCUCACUGUCACUUCUGCCACAAGAGAACAGCAAGAAAAAAACUACUUCAGAAUGACAGUACAUUUUCAGACUCCAAACAAAAGGCCCCUGACUUGGAUUGAAGAAAGGGCUCCAGGGAUGAAACGAGAGAAGAAGAUUAACUUCUGUUUUAAAAGUGGGUGCUUGGAAUGCCUCCCUGUGGCUCCACGUUCACCAGUUGGUCUUUUCAUGCAAGACUUGAUUAUCUUUGCCAAAAAACUUUUGGGACAGAUCCCCAAAGAGGAGCUGAUAGCUGAGAAAAGGCGGAUUCUGCUGUGUCUCAGUCUUGCUGAGGAGAUUCAAAUGCACUGCGAACAGCCAUCAAAAUUCUACUCUUGAAAGUGUGUGAAACUACAGGAAUCACCAUUUUAAACUGUUUCUUGCACUCCCUUUUUAAAAUGUUCUUCUUCUAAUGUGCCAGCUUCUCUAUUCUAUUAAGCAAUAUUUUUCUAACAAAGCCAUGUUGAUCUGGCAACAUGGGGUAUAUAGGUACUGUCUUGACUUACUGCAAAGCAACUUUCUAAUCAAAAAUUAGUAUGCCUGCAUGUCUUUUAGAAGUGCAAUAGCAAGAGUGUCAUUUAUUCACAAUAUUUAUUAUUGAGGAGAAAAAAAUAUUUCUUAGCAACAAAAUAUUUCUCUGAAACACUUUAAAUUCUAUAUCUAAGCCUUGUGUAUAUUACUUAAAUGUUUACAAAGAUAUUAAUUAGUGUGCUGUUAAUAAACAGCUUUAAGUUUAUUUUUGGCCUCUGUUCAGUCUAAGUUGCUUUUUAACUGCAGUUGUACAAAACAUUGAAAAUAGUGCCCUUUCUUAUAUUCAUCUCUAAUGUGUAGCCCAAGACUACAACUUAGCUUUUCAAGAUAGAAAACUGUACUGAAAGGAUAGUGAAUGAAGGAAAAUUUCUGGUUGUGAAGGUGGUUUUUGUUGUUGUUGUUUUUGAUUUGGCAACUAUAUAUCACGAUGACCUGGUUUAAACAUAAUGUUGUGUAAAUUAUGAAUUAGUCAAUAAAUGUUAUUUGAAAAAUU